AUGGAGUCACAAAAUAAUACACAGGUUUCCCAGUUUCUUCUUCUGGGAUUUUCACAAGUGCCUGCACUGCAGCCCCUCCUCUACGGGCUCUUCCUGUCCAUGUACCUGCUCACCAUGCUCGGGAAUCUGCUCAUCGUCCUGGCCACCGUGUCUGACGCCCGUCUGCACACACCCAUGUACUUCUUCCUCUCCAACCUGUCCUUCGUGGACGUCUGCUUCACCUCCACCACCGUGCCCAAGAUGCUGCUCAACAUCCAGACCCACAGCAGGGCCAUCAGCUACGUGGGCUGCAUCACCCAGAUGUUCUUCUUCUUGCUCUUUGCUGGGCUGGACAACUUCCUGCUGGCGGUGAUGGCCUAUGACCGCUUCGUGGCCAUCUGUCACCCCCUGCACUACACGGUCAUCAUGAGGCCCCGGCUCUGUGGAUUGCUGGUGCUGGGGUCCUGGAUCACGAGUGUCCUGAAUUCCUUGCUACAAAACUUUGUUUUGUUGCACCUCUCCUUCUGCACAGAAGUGCAAGUCCCGCACUUUUUCUGUGAACCUAAUCAGGUGGUCCACCUUGCCUGUUCUGACACUUUCCUUAUUAAUAUGGUCAUGGACUUUGCAGCUGGACUGCUGGGCGGUGGGUCCCUGGCGGGCAUCUUGUAUUCUUAUUCCAAGAUUGUGUCUUCCAUCCGGGACAUGUCUUCAGCCCGGGGGAAGUAUAAGGCCUUUUCCACCUGCGCGUCUCACCUCUCCGUGGUCUCCUUGUUUUACUGUACAAUCCUGGGUGUGUACCUCAGUUCCACUGUGGCCCAAGACUCACGCUCAACGGCCACGGCCUCGGUGAUGUACAGCGUGGUCACCCCCAUGCUGAACCCCUUCAUCUACAGCCUGAGGAACAAAGACCUCAAGAAGGCGCUGAAAACACUCUUAGAGAGAGAAACUAAAAGAGUGGCAUUCCUCUAG
Perognathus longimembris pacificus (Pacific pocket mouse) is the source of this 948-nucleotide messenger RNA. RefSeq names its product olfactory receptor 7A17-like. The transcript has a single exon. Gene Ontology annotation, biological process: G protein-coupled receptor signaling pathway. The record is from RefSeq and is a predicted model, not a curated record. Gene Ontology annotation, molecular function: olfactory receptor activity; G protein-coupled receptor activity. Gene Ontology annotation, cellular component: membrane. The coding region runs from base 1 to 948 and encodes 315 amino acids. Lineage: Eukaryota; Metazoa; Chordata; Mammalia; Rodentia; Heteromyidae.